This is a messenger RNA of Solanum lycopersicum (tomato), 2481 nucleotides long. The record is from RefSeq and is a predicted model, not a curated record. Lineage: Eukaryota; Viridiplantae; Streptophyta; Magnoliopsida; Solanales; Solanaceae.
AUUUUUCCUUCGUUUUUAGCAGUAUUUGCUUACAGAGACAGUUCUGAUAUGAAAAAGCUGAAGUUUUUCGUUCCAUUUUGUCAAAACUUUCAAAAAAAAUCGGUUUAUAUAUAAAUAUGGGAAAACCAAAAGAGAAAUCAUCUUUUCUCUGCUCUAAAAUUACAUCAAUUUUUUGGAUUCCAUGAAAAUUCCUUCAAAAAAAUCUCAUUUUUUUAAACCUAUUUUGACAGGGUUCAUGGAUGGACUUAAUAUUCCUAUAGGUUUCAUGAAGUAUUUAAGGGGACAGGAUUAUAUUAAACAUGCAUUACUGAAAAGUGCUGGUAAAAAGUGGCUGGUGAAAGUGAAUGGCCGGCGAUUCAAAGAAGGCUGGAGAAAGUUUGUCGAGGAUCAUGAUUUACAGUUGGGAUAUUUGUUGAUUUUCAGACAUGAAGGAGAUAUGGAGUUUGAUGUUUCCAUAUUUGAUUCAACUCAUUGUGGCAGAGAAUAUGUAGAGUAUUUGCAAGUAGAACAAGAACAAAAACAACGACAACAAGAAGAAGAAGAAGAAGAAGAAAAAGAAGACGAUGAUGAUGACGAAGAAGAAGAGGAAGUAGAAGAAGUAGUUCAUACUACUGAAGAGACUUCCAUGGAUUUUGAAUUCAAAGAAAAAUCGAGCUCCAGCAUUGAGUCGUCAGAUGAGGCUUCUUCCCAUUCUGAAGCUUCUACCGACAAGUCUUUUGGCCAUUCUCGUUUUAUAUGCAAUAUUACCGCAUGUUGCUUUUCAUAUGGUUACUUGCGCAUUCCUAAGCAUGCUGCAUUUGCAAACGGUCAUGUCACGAAUAAGAAGUAUGAUUUGCUUAUAAGAGAUGAAAAGCAAAGGUCGUGGAAUGUAAAGCUACAUUCUUGUCAAACUCAAACCUAUAUUGGAGGUGGAUGGCGUAAAUUUAGUGCUGAUUGUUGCUUAAAGGAGGGAGAUCGUAUUAUCUUCGAGAUUGUUACUGGUGGAGAGACACCUAUAUGGAAAUUUCAAGUUGUUACUGAUGCAAAAACUCCAAUGAGGAAGUUUCAGGGUCUGCGGUUCUGCUACUGGUUGCCCUGGCUCCUCUGCUUAUCUGGCAUAGCGUUGUGCUUUGGAUCUUACUUUCGCGAAAAUGCUACCGAAAGCCCAAAGCCUUGCGUCAUGUCAUCAAACAAGGAUUUACCUGAUGUAGAAGCUGCUAAGGACAUGCCUUGGUCUCGCCCUCAUUUCAUUUGUACCAUCACACACAGUUGCAUUUCAAAGUAUUUGCUGCAUGUUCCAACACUAUUUGCACGGGAAAAUGGCCUUGACAGGAAAUGUAGGGUAAAGAUAAGAGAUGAGCAGCAAAGGUCAUGGAUGUUUAAGCUGUAUGUUACUGCGCACAACAUUUUCAUUGGGGGCAUAUGGCAUGAAUUUUGCUCUGCUAAUUUCUUAAAGGAAGGAGAUCGCGUAAUGUUUGAGAUGUUUUCCAAGGGAGAGGGACUCGUAUUGAAAUUUCAUGAUUUGAGAGCAAAUGCAUCACUUCAGCGCGAACAAAAGAAGCCUAAUUUGGAUGUUAAAAGAGUUUAUACUCAAGGUCUCAGGAUUGAGCCCUCGGAUGUGCCUGCUCCAAAAGCACAACUACCUACUCCAACAUCUGCUAACACGAACCCUCAUUUUAUUGCUACUAUCAAGUCUAAUACCAUCAGCAGAUCCGUUUUGUAUCUUCCAAUGGCUUUUAUAAAAUCAACUGGCUUGAUGAAUCGACGUAAGAUAAUUCUCACAGAUGAGAAACAGAGAUCAUGGCCAGUUCAGCUAACUCAAAGGGUGGAUCGCUUUGUAAUUACCAAGGGAUUUCAAAAGUUCAUGAAAGCAAAUGGUGUCCAAGUUGGAGAUACUUACAAGUUUGAACUCAUCGACGACAGAACAAUACAUGUAGUGUAUUUCCCUUGUAAAUAUGCUGUAAAGGAUGAAAAAGCAUGAGAGAAACCACAAGGAAUACUGAAGAAUAUGAUGUUUUUUGUUUGUUUUUUUUUUGGAUUUAUUACAUGUUGGCUAAUCUAAAGAAAAUGUACUUUGAUUGUUGUUCUUCAAAAGCCAAACAUGUUUUUGUUAGCAUUAUUCCAUGUAAGAGUGUAUAUGGAUGGUUUUUGUUUUUUUUUGGUUGUUGUUAGAGAUUUGACAUUACAACUUCUCAUUCUUUAUACGCUCUUCGUUUCAAUUUGUGUGUCAUAUUUUUUUUCCUUCAUAGUAUAUCACUAAUUCUAAUUUUCUACACGACAUAAUUAAAACUAUAAGGUUGAAGAAUAUUGGUAUAUUCUACGUAUCAUUAGUCUUAGAUUACAAUAUUUAAAAGUUUUUUUUUUAUUUUCUUUAACUCUAUGUUAAGUUAAAUCAGACAAAUAAAUUAAAAAGAAAGGAGUAAUAGUUUAUGUUUUCGUCCUGCAAAUCAAACGUUUUAGCAGCUUGAUACCUCUUUAGUUGUUACAACUCCGAAUAUCACA